AAUCUGGUGGCCUGCUGUCCUGGCGGCGCCAACUGAAGCGCCGCGCCCGUGCCGACAUGCUGCGCCGCGCUCUGCUCUGCCUGGCUCUGACCAAGCUAUUCCGCGAGGAUGCCGGCGCCCCCGAUGAGGAGGACCACGUUCUGGUGCUCCAUAAGGGCAACUUCGACGAGGCACUGGCGGCCCACAAGUACCUGCUGGUGGAGUUCUACGCCCCAUGGUGUGGCCACUGCAAGGCUCUGGCCCCAGAGUAUGCCAAAGCAGCUGGGAAGCUGAAGGCAGAAGGUUCCAAGAUCAGACUGGCCAAGGUGGAUGCCACUGAAGAGUCUGACCUGGCCCAACAGUAUGGUGUCCGAGGCUACCCUACCAUCAAGUUCUUCAAGAAUGGAGACACAGCUUCCCCCAAAGAGUACACAGCCGGCCGAGAAGCCGAUGAUAUCGUGAACUGGCUGAAGAAGCGCACUGGCCCCGCCGCCAGCACGCUGUCCGACGGGGCUGCUGCAGAGGCCUUGGUGGAGUCCAGUGAGGUGGCUGUCAUCGGCUUCUUCAAGGACGUGGAGUCGGACUCUGCAAAGCAGUUCUUGCUGGCAGCAGAGGCCAUUGAUGACAUCCCCUUCGGGAUCACAUCUAACAGUGACGUGUUCUCCAAAUACCAGCUGGACAAGGAUGGGGUUGUCCUCUUUAAGAAGUUUGAUGAAGGCCGGAACAACUUUGAGGGGGAAGUCACCAAGGAGAAGCUUCUGGACUUCAUCAAGCACAACCAAUUGCCCCUGGUCAUCGAGUUCACCGAGCAGACAGCCCCGAAGAUCUUCGGAGGGGAAAUCAAGACUCACAUCCUGCUGUUCCUGCCGAAAAGCGUGUCUGACUAUGAGGGCAAGCUGAGCAACUUCAAAAAAGCGGCUGAGAGCUUCAAGGGCAAGAUCCUGUUUAUCUUCAUCGACAGCGACCACACUGACAACCAGCGCAUCCUGGAAUUCUUCGGCCUGAAGAAAGAGGAGUGCCCGGCCGUGCGCCUCAUCAUGCUGGAGGAGGAGAUGACCAAAUACAAGCCAGAGUCAGAUGAGCUGACAGCAGAGAAGAUCACUGAGUUCUGCCACCGCUUCCUGGAGGGCAAGAUUAAGCCCCACCUGAUGAGCCAGGAGCUGCCUGACGACUGGGACAAGCAGCCUGUCAAAGUGCUGGUCGGAAAGAACUUUGAAGAGGUCGCUUUUGAUGAGAAGAAGAAUGUCUUUGUAGAGUUCUAUGCCCCGUGGUGCGGUCACUGCAAGCAGCUGGCCCCCAUCUGGGAUAAGCUGGGAGAGACCUGCAAGGACCACGAGAACAUAGUCAUUGCCAAGAUGGACUCCACGGCCAACGAGGUGGAGGCAGUGAAAGUGCACAGCUUCCCCACGCUCAAGUUCUUCCCCGCCAGCGCUGACAGGACGGUCAUUGACUACAAUGGGGAGCAGACACUGGACGGUUUUAAGAAGUUCCUGGAGAGCAGUGGCCAGGAUGGGGCCGGAGAUGACGACAAUCUAGAAGAUCUUGAAGAAGCAGAAGAUCCUGAUCUGGAGGAAGAUGAUGAUCAAAAAGCUGUGAAAGAUGAACUGUAACGCAGAGAGCCAGACCUGGGCACCAAACCCGGCACCUCCCAGUGGGCUGCACACCCAGCAGCACAGCUUCCGGAUGCCCGCAGACCCUCCCGGCGAGGGAGCGUCAAUCAGAAAUGCAGGGAACUUUUCUGAAGCCACACUUCACUCUAACACACGUGCAAAUCUAAACCCGUCUUCCUUUGCUUUUCAACUUUUGGAAAGGGGUUUAUUUCCAGGCCAGCCCAGCCCAGCCCAUCUUGGUGGGCCUUUUUUUUUUUAAAUCAUGAUAUACUUUUUUUGUACA
Dama dama (fallow deer) is the source of this 1872-nucleotide messenger RNA. RefSeq names its product protein disulfide-isomerase-like. Gene Ontology annotation, molecular function: protein disulfide isomerase activity. Lineage: Eukaryota; Metazoa; Chordata; Mammalia; Artiodactyla; Cervidae. Gene Ontology annotation, cellular component: endoplasmic reticulum; external side of plasma membrane. The transcript has a single exon. Gene Ontology annotation, biological process: protein folding; response to endoplasmic reticulum stress. The coding region runs from base 57 to 1589 and encodes 510 amino acids. The record is from RefSeq and is a predicted model, not a curated record.